Molecule: messenger RNA, 2755 nt
Organism: Maniola jurtina (meadow brown)
Lineage: Eukaryota; Metazoa; Arthropoda; Insecta; Lepidoptera; Nymphalidae
Product: UDP-glycosyltransferase UGT4-like
Exons: 4
Coding region: 753-2348 (531 amino acids)
Molecular function (GO): UDP-glycosyltransferase activity
Source: RefSeq, a predicted model, not a curated record
GGACCUGUCCUAAUAAAAAAAAAACUGAAAAAUGAAAGUAUAUAUGAUAAUUUAUGCAUUAAGGCUGGUUAAAAGUCUACUUUAUCCCGUUUACUUUACCCGUGGAGAAGUUCCAUUCAUUACACAUAAAAUCAACCUGACUUCAAGUGCAACCUUUGCAAACAACAAGGAAUAAGAAAAUCGGUUAAGAUAUGAUGGAUUAAGGGAGAAACAGGAGAAAGAGCACCAAUAUUGUCAUUGCCGAUCCCGAAAGGACUGCAUUAUAUUUUAUCGGGCUCAAACUAUUUUAAAAACAACUUAGUCCGCGUGGACUGAUUGGUUUUUUACAAAUCCUGGAUUUCGGGCAUAAAAUAAACUGUAUCCGUUUCAGGUAUGCAAGAAAUCAGCUCUAUACCAAAUUUAUGAUGCCCGGUACUUCUUUCAAGUUAGGUUUUUUAUAAAUCCCAUGGGAACUCUUGGAGUUAAGUAUGAUUAAUGCUUAAGAAACUGAUAAAAUUAACUGAACUGGUUUUAAAAUAUUGUACGAUAGUACAAUAUUUUAAAGCUUUGAAUAAUGAAGAUUUCUGCUUUCUUCACUCAUACAAACUCAUAGAUAAAAUUGUCAUAGGUAUCAUAUUAUAUUUAUCGCACCCUUAACAAACUACUCAUUUUAAGUAGGUAAUUACUACAGGUAAAUGUUUAAGAGUUACCGUUAUCAAUCAAGACAGUUGUUUCUAUAUGAUUACUAGUUUCUGAAAAUAUUUAAAUAAAUAAUGUCUCGCUUAGUGAUUAUAUUUUGCAUUAUUUGUUCAAUAACUAAUUCAAGUGUGUCUUCAAAAAUAUUAGCAGUGUUUCCUGUCCCUUCAGUGAUAACUAGUCAAGUAGUGUUGCGACCUUUAAUUCAAGAAUUAGUAAAACGCGGUCAUGAAGUAGUAGUGAUUACAGCAGACCCGGUUUUUCCAAAAGGGCAAUCUCCUCAAAAUUUAACUGAAAUCGAUAUCCAUUAUUUGACUUACAAAACGUGGGAUGAUUUCUUAGAAGCUGUACAAGGAAAAGAUUAUGUGACUCCUGAACUUAUACGUAGAUUUUUAAAUAUAACUUUAAAUGUAUUCAAAGCACUAGUUAACUCUGAGGAAAUCCAAGAAAUCUUAAAUGAUAAAGACAGAAGUUUUGAUUUAUUGCUUGUAGAAGCUUGCAUGAGACCAGCUUUGAGUUUCGCACACCGAUACAAUGUACCAGUUAUAGAAUUCAAUUCAUUGGAUGGCGUUUUUAGAAAAUUUGAUAGUACAGAAACGCCGGCGGAUUUUUUUCUGUAUUCUUUGCCAUUAUGUCUGAGAUUCCCUGAUCUGACUUCAUGGAAGCAAAUUUUAGAAGCAUACAAUAAUAAUAAUAAAGAGAUCCAAGAAGACUAUAAUAAACAUGUGGAAACAGAAGAUGUAAUAGUGAGAAGCAUAUUUGGGCCAGAAGUACCUAGUUUAAGUGAACUGAAAAAACAAGUGCAAUUGAUAUUUUUGAAUGUAAAUCCUAUAUGGGAUAGAUCUGAUCCACCUAACAAUACAGAUAGAUCCGUUCUAACUAAUAUAAUAUACUUGGGAAUAAUUCACCAGAAGUCUAAUAAACUGUUGCUGAAGCCUAUCAAAACAUACCUUGACUCAUCUAAAAAUGGCGUAAUAUACGUGAAUUUUGGUACUAACAUAUCAUCAUUAUUAUCAGCAGAAAAAUGGAAAAGUAUCACAAAUGUAUUUUCUCAACUGUCCUAUGACAUUGUAUGGAAAUGGGAUACAAACUUGGAUGAAGUGUUUAAUUUAUCCAAGUACACAGAAGAACUAAUGAGUUUGGAAAACGUUAAGAUUUUUGAAUGGUUACCACAGUCAGAUUUAUUAAAACAUCCCAAAGUGAAAUUAUUUAUAAACCAAGGUGGCAUACAGUCAAUCGAUGAAGCUUUGACAGCCGGUGUACCAUUGAUAAUUGUAAUACCAUUUCGAAACCAUAGCUUGUUUACUGCUGGACAGAAUGUACUAGACAAUGGAAUAUAUCUUGAUAUAGAAACAAUUACUGAAGCUAAAUUAAAAAAUGUCAUUAAAACUACUAUUCAGAAUAACACUUACCGUGACAAUGUGGCAAAACUGCAGCUGCCAAUAGAACGUGCACUAUGGUGGAUCGAGUAUGUGCUGCGUCACGGUGGAGUGAUGCAUCUGCGAUCCGAACCCACGAUCUUGACUGAUUGUUACACUCAAGUUAGUCUACUUGUCAGACUUGUGAUGGUAGUAUUCGCUGUGAUCGUAGCAGUCAUAUUGAUGAUGUCCGUUGUAAUGUGUAUUGGUCGUUUCAUAUAUUAUAAUAGAGAGUAUUAUUUAUUAAAGGCGUAAACACGCACCAUAUGAAAAGCUUUCUUAGUUAUUCUUAUACAAACACCCUUAUCGUGAACCAAAAAAUAAGAAUUAUAAAAAAAAAGUUUUUAUGAUUUUCAAAUUUCGACUUUAUAGCUUAGUAUAUUCUGAAUAAGCUGGCAAUGUUAUAUAAAAAACACAAAACAGACAGAAUUCAUUGUUUUGCUAUGAAACUCUAAAUAGAAAUAUUAAAUUAAGUUGAAAACAAUGUGGUAAAAUUUUAUGUUCGAAUAUCUUAUGCUUUGGUACUUGUAACUGUAAUUUUUAAAGUAAAUAAGUAACUUUGGUCAGCAUGUUAGUCUGGCCACUCAACGAGGUAACGCAGCCAGCGUUCUGGGGCACCCUGCCUCGUUACAGUGAUUUGGAUGAUAUUUUUUUUUUGUAUU